Messenger RNA from Hypoxylon trugodes, 2604 nucleotides. RefSeq names its product glycoside hydrolase family 30 protein. The transcript is spliced from 2 exons. The record is from RefSeq and is a predicted model, not a curated record. Lineage: Eukaryota; Fungi; Ascomycota; Sordariomycetes; Xylariales; Hypoxylaceae. Gene Ontology annotation, biological process: sphingolipid metabolic process. The coding region runs from base 580 to 2010 and encodes 476 amino acids. Gene Ontology annotation, molecular function: glucosylceramidase activity.
UAUUAUGAACUACUCACGAAACAGCUAGUGUUUCUGUACGAAAAUCAUUCCGAGAACGUAUGUCUAGGAAGAGUCAAGUCCGGUUGGUGGAAGUUUUCGCAUAGUUCGCUCAGUGCUUGACUCCACUAUUUCCCCCUUUUACUACCUAGGUAGGUAGCAAUGGUUGGUCAUUGGUUUCAUUCUCGCGUGGUUCCAUUAGGACCAGAGUAGUGGGAAACAACAUGAAUCUUGGCCUUUUCGCCGCGUGAAUGGGACAUCUUGUCUCGAGUUUAGCCGCCUACUAGAUUUGAUGCAACCUCAAGAUCGUGGAGAAUCCUUGAGAAGCUUAGCAUGUCCGCUAUGGCCAAGCAAUAUUUUCUGCCUUCAUCGGCAAAAGGGAUUAAGGAUUGAUUCUAGAUUCUAGGCAACGUGAUAUAUGAGCUCUGCGGACAACUAUUUUUGAGGGGAAUCGGGUAAAUUUUGACGGUUUCGUUCGAGAAGUCGUAAAACCCUUAGAAACCUGUGUUCUAUUUAACUUCUCACUAAUACCCGUCGAAUUUAGGAAAGUCAGGUUCUAAGCAACUCACACUGCUGACUACGAUGUCACUCCUACUACUCAUAACAGGGGCCGUCUCCUUGCCACUGGCGGUGUUCGGAAGGACCAUUAACCUGGAAACUCGCCAGUCAGGAAGUGCGGUCACCGUAAGCCUUGACCAGAAAUAUCAGACCAUUGAUGGGUUCGGUUGCUCGGAGGCUUUUCAGAGAGCCGUUCAGAUGUCCAAGUUAUCAGAGUCGCAGCAGCAGUAUACUCUAGACCUCCUCUUCAGCCAAACAAACGGAGCUGGCUUGUCCAUUCUUCGCAAUGGCAUUGGCUCAUCACCGGACAUGAGUUCUGAUCAUAUGGUCUCGAUACAACCUAAGAGUCCAGGAGGUCCAUCAAGCACGCCUAACUACGUCUGGGAUGGUUCGGAUAAUAAACAGCUUUGGGUUUCCCAAGAAGCUGUAAAGCGUGGGGUGAGGACUAUCUACGCCAAUGCUUGGAGUGCGCCCGGCUAUAUGAAGACGAAUGGAAACGACGCAAACGGUGGAAGUCUGUGUGGAGUGGGUGGCGCUUCUUGUUCGAGCGGCGACUGGAGGCAGGCGUAUGCUGAUUACUUGGUACAAUAUAUCAAGUAUUACCUAGAGGCUAAUGUAACGAUAACGCAUCUGGGAUUUGUUAACGAACCGGAUCUCACGACUAACUAUGCUUCGAUGCGCUCCUCGGGCUCACAAGCAGCUGAUUUCAUUAAAGUACUCGGUCCUACUCUCGAAAAGGCCAAUUUAAGCUCGGUCAGUAUCAACUGCUGCGACACAGAAGGGUGGAGUAGUCAAGCAAGCAUGUUGGGCCAGCUUGGCUCAGUGGAUAACUUCAUAUCGACCAUUACAGCUCAUUCCUAUACAUCUUCCCCUAGCUCGCCGAUGAACACGCGCCAUCGCGUUUGGCAGACCGAAGCUGCCGAUCUGAAUGGGCAAUGGCAAGGGGCAUUUUACAGCAGUGGUGGCGCGGGAGACGGUAUAACCUGGGCUAACAACAUCUAUACUGCGGUCGUGAAUGCGAACGCUUCUGGCUACUUAUACUGGAUUGGCGCUCAGACCGGAUCGACGAAUUCAAAGUUGAUCCGCAUUGAUGGCGAUAAAGUCACUCCUUCUAAGCGCCUGUGGGCUUUUGGCCAAUGGAGUCGAUUCGUCCGACCUGGUGCGAUUCGUGUAGGCGUUCAGGGGGCACCGUCGGGUGUACGCACUGCAGCAUUCCAAAACGUUGAUAGCUCUGUUGCGGUUGUAUUCAUCAAUUCAGGGGGCUCGGCCGCCAACGUCCAAGUCAAAGUCGGCGGCGGGAGUGGGUUUAACUCGAGUACUGCAGCCGCCUACUUGACUGACAAUAGUCACGAUGUGAGCGACUCAACUGUGUCGCUGAGCGGAGGAACAGCUUCUGCCAGCGUACCCGGAAGAGGUAUGGUUACUCUCGUGCUGAAGCAAGAGGAAGCGACGUAAUCGUAGAGCGUUGAUUGUUGGUAUGAUUUCUAUCAAUAAACAAUUAUUAUUAUGAGUUUCAGCGGAUCACAUGGCGUAUUGUUGUGCAUUUGGGUAGUUGAUAUAGGUCCUGGUCGCGUCAUGAUCGAAGCCAUCUGGCUUUCAACCCCUGGAGAUGGCAAAUAGUUUUAAAAUCCGUGAAUACCUAAUGGAUGUCAUAGGAGUGACUUGAAGCCAUAAUUCCAGGUUUAAUAGGGCUCAAGCUAAAUUAAGAUACCUACAUGAUUGGCGAUCGCGGGUAUCUUUAAAGCCCGUGUUUUUAUCCUGACUCUGCUCAGUCCGAUGUGAACAACUCUUUCAAGGUCCUCGAAGUCCGACCCACUACGCAUUUGGCAGGUAGUAGUAGCGUUGCAACGAAGUUUGCUUACUUGGGUAGAUCGAGACAGGGAGAGAAUCCGACUUUCCUAACAUAAUCUGCGAUGGCAAACACUGAGAGCGUAAAAUGAUAUGUCAAAGACACUCGUUUACAUUUCUACUUAGCUUAUGAGUUUGCAAUAUAUCUAGAGAAAAAGAAAACCAUCUCACGUAGGUGACAGAUAACAGAUGUCCUUAUGU